Xyrauchen texanus (razorback sucker) is the source of this 6474-nucleotide messenger RNA. Its product is annotated as xylosyltransferase 2-like. Gene Ontology annotation, cellular component: membrane. NCBI's taxonomy places the organism in Eukaryota, Metazoa, Chordata, Actinopteri, Cypriniformes, Catostomidae. The record is from RefSeq and is a predicted model, not a curated record. Gene Ontology annotation, molecular function: protein xylosyltransferase activity. The transcript has 11 exons. Gene Ontology annotation, biological process: chondroitin sulfate proteoglycan biosynthetic process; heparan sulfate proteoglycan biosynthetic process. Bases 13 to 2619 code for a protein of 868 amino acids.
UGAGGAAGAAAGAUGGUUGCGAGCACCCGUGUACAGAAGCUCCUAAAACGGUAUAAACUCGCAAUCGCGGCCGGUUUAGCGAUUUUGCUGAUCCAGGGGCUGGUGGUAUGGAGUCUGCGGAGUCUUGAGGAGGGAGAGGCUGAGCGGAAGCACAGGCGAUCAAAGUUGCCCAACCACAAUGGGCAAGACCACAAAAUGAACCCUGUGGCUCAAAACAGCCUAUCUGGAGCAAACCACAGCCAGUGGAAGCAGCGCCUGGAUCGGCCCACUGUGACCAGGAUUAUCAGAAAUGGGUCUAGACGGAGAAGCAAGCCCUCUUUGAAGGAUAAGAGUCUUGGUGGGCCAGAUGAUGGAGUGGUUGUGGAAAAAGUUGGACACUACGAUCCCUCUAGCAGCCGUAACUUCAGCGAGUCUCGGGCAGGCGAAAUAGCUAAAAUCCAUCUAGUGGCUCUAGGAGAACCAGGCAGCGUUGAGGGUGCUCCUCAAAUUCAAAGUAAUAACUUUGUCCCCAAAUGUGAGAUCUCAGGCAAGGACGCCCUAUCUGCCCUCCACCGUGCGGGUUCACGACAAUGUAAACAAGAGAUCGCCAACAUCGUAUGCCAGCACCAAGCAGGACAGCUCAUGCCACAGUCUCUGCCUCAGUUCUGUUCACAGCGUGUAAUUUCCAGUGCUGUCCAGAAUGCAGAUUUCGAUACUGACCUCUCCAAGGUGGAGAACCCUGUCAGGGUGGUAUUUGUGCUGGUGGUUCACGGACGAGCAGUCCGACAGCUGAAGCGUCUCCUCAAAGCCAUCUAUCACAAAGACCACUUUUACUACAUCCAUGUGGACAAGCGUUCAAACUACAUGCAUCGGGAGGUGCUGCAGAUAGCGGAGCUUUACCCCAACGUGAGAACCACACCCUGGCGUAUGGUCACCAUCUGGGGAGGGGCCAGUCUGCUGAAGGCAUACCUGCGCAGCAUGCAUGAUCUGCUCUCAAUGCCGGACUGGAAAUGGGACUUCUUCAUCAACCUCAGCGCCACUGACUUCCCCACAAGGACCAACGAUGAGCUGGUGGCGUUUCUCUCCCAGAACCGUGACAAGAACUUCCUAAAGUCUCACGGCAGAGAAAAUGCAAGGUUCAUUAAAAAGCAGGGUUUGGAUCGCCUGUUCCAUGAAUGUGACAACCACAUGUGGCGUCUAGGUGAGCGCACCAUCCCUGAGGGGCUGGAUGUGUCUGGAGGCUCGGACUGGUUCUCCCUCACACGGAGGUUUGUGGAAUAUGUGGUGAACUCUCAGGAUGACCUGGUGACGGGGCUCAAGCAGUUUUACACCUACGCUCUUCUGCCUGCUGAGUCUUUCUUUCACACUGUACUGGGAAACAGCCACAUGUGUGAGACUCUUGUGGACAAUAACCUGCGUGUGACCAACUGGAACAGGAAGCUGGGCUGUAAGUGCCAGUAUAAGCACAUAGUGGACUGGUGCGGCUGUUCACCUAAUGACUUUAAACCAGCAGACCUCAUUCGAAUACAGCAGCUGACACGGCCCACAUUCUUUGCCCGUAAAUUUGAGUCCACUGUGAACCAAGAGGCCAUAGAGAUUCUGGACACUCAUUUGUACGGGCAGUACCCGCCAGGUACAGUGGCACUGAAAGCAUACUGGGAGAGUCUGUUCGAGCAUGCUGAUGGGGUCUCGUCACUGAAUGAUGUGGCUCGUACUGCAUACUCAUCUUUCUUUAGACUGGCCCUUCGUAGACAGGAGAACACUCAAAGCAUUACAGACACCUGCCGGUUCGAGCCCAUUGGCUACCCAAUCUCUGUGCACCUGUAUUUUUAUGAUGACCGUUUCCAAGGUUACCUGGUGAGGCAGGAAGUGCAGAAUGUGGCUGGAAGGUCAAGGGAGAUGCUGGAGGUGUGGGCUGUUCCCCAGGCAACACUACAGCUGGAGCACAACCUUCAUGAGUUUGAGAGACUCAAACACCUUGAGGUUGGAACCGAAUGGGAUCCAAAGGAGCGAAUCUUCCGUAACUUUGGCGGUGUGAUGGGACCCCUGGACGAGCCGGUGGCUGUUCAGAAGUGGGCUCGCGGUCCCAACCUUACAGCCACCAUAGUGUGGAUCGACCCAGCACACAUAGUUGCAGCAUCCUAUGACAUCAGCAUAGAUGUGGAGGCAGAGUUCACUCAAUACAAGCCGCCCCUGCAGCGCCCUCUCAGGCCUGGAGUGUGGACGGUGCGUGUGUUGCGGCUGUGGGAGCGAGUAGCAGAAGCUCGCUUCCUGAUCAUGCCUCUGGCCUUCAAGGGACGAGAGCCACUACGCACAGAAGACCAUGGCUGGAUGCAUGCAGGUCCACCAGGAAACGUAUACUUGGAGCAAAGCUUUCAGCAGCUCUCCCAUGUGUUGAAGCUGCCGCCCAGUGAGCCCGCCCUACAGGAGGCACAGAAGAAGAUCUCCCUAGUGGGCAAGCCGCUGGAGGCCUGGGUGGACAGUUCUGUUGGGGCCUUCUGGGUCACCGGAAAUACGUGCUCUGAGCAGACCUCUUUAUGUCCCACCAUAGGACUCUGCACUAUGACCUCUUGGAGCUCCUUGUCCCCAGACCCCAAAUCAGAACUGGGGCCUGUCAAAAGUAAUGGUCGCAUUAGGUAGCCCAUGAGAACUCGAACAAUCGGAGGAGAAUGGUGAAGGGCCUGAAGGACAGUCCAUAAGAGUGAUGUUUACGAGUUGUGGUCUUUGAGAUCAUCCCAUUACUAAUCGUUGAGGUUUAAGCAACUAGUUGAGGGUGAAUCUACCUGAGAAGGUAGAUACAUUUGCACAAGAAGACUGCCAGACAUUGUAGGAGCCUUAUUCAAUUGUCACACAGAUCCGUUGUUACAAGGUUCUGAGUCUUAUUAGCACAUAUUUUACAGUGUGGGUUUAUGCUACAAAGACCCAAAUCAGAACAAUUUGACAAUUUUAGGGGCCAUGCACACAGGACACUUUUAUUUUUCUUCUUCCCCAUUUAAAAAAAGCUUGAUGGAUCCCAACAGAAUGAAAUCACACACAAGUUAUUAUUAUAAUUUUUUAACUGUUUUAAACUUUAACUUUAAAUGCGAAGUCUUAAAAACGUGGUCCUCAAGGUGCAGGAUGCAAAAUGUGUCAGAAUGGUUAAAGAUAUAUAUCUAGCGUACACUAAAUGGAACAAAACGCAGGUGUCUCCUAAACGUUUUAAAUGUUAUAUUUUAAACUUUAACCAAAGUCUCAAAAAUGUGGUGCUCAUGAUGCAAGAUGCUGAAAAAACAACAAAAUGUGUCAUGACAGUCAAAUAUAUAUAUUUAGUGUACACUAAAUGGAACAAAACGCACGUGUCUCAUAACACGUUUUAAUUAUUACUUUAAACUUCAAGCAAAGUCUCAAAAAUGUGGUGCUCAUGACACAAGAUGCUGAAAAACAGCAAAAUGUGUCAUGACAGUCAAAGAUAUAUAUCUAGCUUACACUAAAUGGGACAAAAUGCAGGUGUCUCAUAACACAUUUUAAUUAUUACUUUAAACUUCAAGCAAAGUCUCAAAAAUGUGGUGCUCAUGACGCAAGCAACAGAAACGAUUGCUGAUUUUAUAAUGAAGUAAACAUUGUUUCAAAAUCUUUAAGUAUUCAAGACAAGUAAACAGUCCAUAAUAAAAAAAGAACAAAAACAAAAGACAAACAUUAAAUUAAGGGUACAUCCAAACUUAUAAGUUUCUGUAUUCUGUUUCCUAAUGUCACUGUUUUCAAAAAGUAUGCGUUCAUUUAGAGUGUUUUUGAAACUGAAAACGCUGUUCCAAUGUGGAUGAGAGGCGUAAAUAAAGCGAAAUCAAUAUGGUUUUUAAAUUAAAACAUAUUAGUGCGAACAUGAAAACCAGUGCUUGAAUACUUCAUACUACUGUUGAAAACGUAUUUAAAAAGUAAAUAUUCAAACGUGUAUCUGCAUUACAGCAAGAGCACACGCACACACAAAGAAACCACAUGUCUAGUUUCUCUCUCUACUCUUUCCUUUUUAAAUUGCACCAUUCUUUUAUGCUUAAAAGUAAUUCGAUUACAGUUACUAAUUACUUUGUCAUUUGAUUACAUCCAAGAAGACAACAUAAAAUGUACCGAUCUAGUGCAUGUUUGCAUUUAAACUACAAGUAAAAUAACAGCGAAGAUGGGUGCAAGAACAUGUCCGUGUGAAUGGCCCUUUUAUUCUUUAUUACAAGAAAAUCAAGCAGUGCACAUUAUUUUCCUCUCUAAAACAGUGGCCAAAACUCUUAUUUAAAAGUGUUGGAAGUAAGUCGCUGGAGUCCUCUGGCUGUAUCGCUAUGCUUUCAGAACAGAUUGAAAAAGUGCACUUUACUGUAAGACAAAGUUCCUAUCUGAUUGGCUGAAUUUCAGAGGAGGAGGCGGAGCUUGUAAAAUCAUUGGUCUGCGGAACAAUAGGUUUUUCAGAUGUUGCUCAGAGACGCAGCAUUGCAUGGAAUCAUUGUGUACAGCAACAAAACAAGUGAAACUUCAUACGAACUAAAGCCGUCCAUCCAGAGACCGUUUCGAAUCAGAGUUUUGUAAAACUGUGACUAUUUGUCAUCAUGUUGAAAGUCCUCAACAAGGACAUGUUGUUGUCCAUUGCUGCGAAGUUCACUGCACAAAGUUCACAAUGUACGAAGACGUGGACUUUAUUUUUCGAGACUGCCUGAACUGACGCUGCUGAAGAUCAAUAUGUAAUUUCACGGUCGCGCAUACACUUGUACGUUUUUCUUCCAGUUUCAUUCUCAACUUACGAGUAGUUUCCUUAAUGUCGUUUGUGUAUUUUGUGUAAAGAUCACAAGAUUAGGAGACUUGAGUUACACCAUUAUUUGUCCAAACUACUAGCUGCUGUUUUUGUUUAUAAGAAUAGUUCACCCAAAAAUAAACAUUCUAUCAUGGUUUACUCACCCUCAUGUCGUUCCAAACCUGUAUGAUUUUCUUUCUUCAGUGGAACAGAAAAGACGGACUGCAAAGCUCCAAAAAGGACACUAUUCUUUCAUUGGAUGGAAAAAUUCAGCUUGGACAUUUUGUGACUCUUGAGGAUGAGUAAAUAAUGAACUUACUUUUUGGUGAUCUUUGGGUAACUCAUGUAGAUAAUAAAUAGAAAUUUGGAUUAGAAUAUGUCCAUCUUCAUUUAAACAUGUCAUUAACUGGUUGUCACUUUUUUUUAACCACCACAUUUUGUGAUUUGUUUUCUGUUUUUGUUGUGUGCUUUUUGACUUUGGGGAAAACGUAUCUUGUGCAACAUGCUGCUCUUUAUUUGGCAACUCUUAUUUGGUCGAUUUAAAGUGUCCCAUGAUUUAAAAGAGUUGUUUAAGGUUUUGAUUUACUGGUAACACUUUACAAUAAGGUUACAUUUGUUAACAUUAGUUAACAUGAACUAACAAUGACUAAUACGGUUCAGUCUCGGUUGAUGUUCAUUUCAACAUAUAAUAAUACAUUUUUAAAAUGAAAAGUUAUAUAUGUUAACACUUAAUGCUUUGUGAACUAACAUGAUUGCACAAUAGUUUAUUAUAUAAUUUAGCAUUAAUUAUUCAUAAAUGCUGUUAAAACUACUAGUUAGUUCAAGAUACCUCAUGCAUUUACUAAUGUUUAUGAUCAGAACCUUGUUCUAAAGUGGUACUUAACAGAAUUUCUAGAUGUUUUAGGUUAAAAGUGUCCUUUUCCUUUUCAUAUAUGUGCUUCAGCAAUGCUUUUGUGCUAGACAACAAAACAAGUGGAAUGAUGUAAAGAUGAAUGAAUUAUAUUUUUCUAUUUAAAGUCAUAUUUUAACCUGUCGGUGAGAACUUGAGAAUGUUGCUUCAGCUUUUAUUUUAUGCCUCGUUCUCCAUCAUCACUCAGUCACUGAAGGUCUGUACACUCCUGUCUUAAACUCUUAAAGAUCGGGUCACAUUGAAUCAGAGACUCAUUUUUGGGCUGAUUGGCAGCAACAGAUGACACAAUAAAGAUGUGAAAUUGCAUGGUCUCAUUUGACUUAUUUUUUGUAUGGGAAAAUCUUCAAUUAAAAUAAUAGUUAACCCAUAAAUGAAAAUUUUGACAAUAUUUACUCGCAUGUCAUUCCAAAUAUGUUUUUUUUAAAGAAUCUUUUUCCUCACGCAAAGCUAUCGUAUGGCAUCAGAAGACCUGGAAUAUAGUGCACAAGUUGUAUGGACUACUCUUACUUUAGGGGGCUGAACUGUGAGAAGAUUGUUUAAAGAAUUUAAUUUUGUGUUUCACAGAAAAUUAACAGCAUGUGGGUUUGGAACAACAUGAGGUGAGUAAAUAAUGACAAAAUGUGUCGAUUUAUUCCCAACAAUCUAAAAUUUAUUUAAUUCAAUAAAGAAUGAUUUUAAAAGUGCACUAAGUAAUAUUUGUUUUUGUGUCAUCUUGGACUUACACUGACACCUAGUGGUUUGGAUGCAGCAUCAUUGAAAAUCAAUGGUUUUCAGUUUCAGAUGUCAUUGUAGAAAUGUAGUAUUCACAGUCAGUCAUGAUUACUGUAAUCAAUGA